Coregonus sp. 'balchen' is the source of this 33160-nucleotide messenger RNA. NCBI's taxonomy places the organism in Eukaryota, Metazoa, Chordata, Actinopteri, Salmoniformes, Salmonidae. The record is from the annotation of a GenBank genome assembly.
CCAUCGGUCAUGGAGUUAUCUCCGCUUAUAAAGAAGAUCGGUAAGCCAAAUAACGUUAUUGUACCCAACUAGCUACAAAAGUUGCUCCGUGGUGUCGCUGACAUUUUUGUUGUUAACUAAAUCUAGCUAGCUAGCUAAAGAUGCUUGGCUAGCUAGCUAAUUUGCGUUGAUGUCAUUCUUUUUGAUAGUGCUGGAUAGUGCUAGCUACACUUACAACAGUCAGUAGUUGUUGCUACUAAUGCACAUUCAUCCAAUAAUAUAUAGCUAGCUGCAUUUUGUUUUAUAUUGAGGGGAAAUACCUAACUAGAUAACGUUAGCUAACCACUAGUUAGCUUAGCCGACUAAUGGUCAACUCAACUCCACGAUUUAGCUAAUUCACCGUGGUCUUGUUUUCAACAGGUCACUCCUUGGCAGAGAUCAGAGUCCGAGCAUUGAAGAGCAUCAUCUGUAAGCUAGACCACUCCCUCCUCUCUGUCUCUGACCUGGUCCAGGAGAAGAUGCUGUUUGUUUACCUGCUGGAGUGGUUUAACUUCCCCGAGGUGCCAAUACAAGAGGAGGUCCUGCAGCUGAUCAGGACUCUGUCCAAGGUACCAAAACUAGUCCUCAUGACCUAGUCUGAUGACUAGCUAGACUAGAGUACAUGCUGAUGCAAUUAUGAUUGUUUAGCCUUUGACAAGCAACCUGUUGCAUUCUUGCAUCUUACAAAAAUGAUUAGAACAUGUAUAUAAUGGGCUUAGUGAAAUAUAGGAGAGUAAUGUGAUGUUGAAUCAAUUUAAAUUGAUGUUACAUGUUUUUAAAGCCAUACCUGUGGAGUACAUGUCUGUAUAAACUGUGCUUUUUAGAAACACAUGUAUUAUGUAUUUUUGUCUUCAUAGCACCCUACUGCAGCCCAGAUGCUGAGAGAUGUCGGGGCAGUGGAGUUCCUCACCCAGCUCUCCCCCAAUGUAGAGGCACGGUUAAGGGCCAUCAUCGACGGCAUCUUUGACCUGCUGUUUCAGCUUCCAGAGCUGCUUCCUGUUUGUCCAACUAUCUAUUCUAAUGAACACCAGUUACUAAACACUGCUACUGCAGGUAUGUAUCAAAGAGAUGGAAGCAUAUAAUUUGAAUGAAUAGAAUGAGUGUCCCCAUUCAAGUCAAUUAUGGCAUAAUGGGUGGACUGGCAGCCAUUUUGAGUGUACCCAUGCCUAGGUUGAAGAUGACAAAGGUUAAGACAGUGGGAUUCUAAUAUCCCAUAACUUUGCAAAUAUGGGUCCCGCGUUGCUAGUUAGCAAUGGUGCUAGUAGUUAUCAAUGGCACUGGUCCUAUGAUUUUGUUUAUUUUCUAAAGUAGCCGCAUGGAAACAUUACAUUGUCUUAACCUGUAUUUUUUUUACCUAGACCCAUGCCUGGAAGUAAAAGCAGGAAGUGUACCCUUCAAUCUGUGCUGUGAUUUGUUUGAGUCUCCCGAGUGGCGCAGUGGUCUAAGGCACUGAAUCGCAGUGCUAGCUGUGCCACUAGAGAUCCUGGUUCGAAUCCAGGCUCUGUCGUAGCCGGCCGCGUCAGGGAGACCCAUGGGGCGGCGCACAAUUAAUAAUAAUAUAAUAAUAUGCCAUUUAGCAGACGCUUUUAUCCAAAGCGACUUACAGUCAUGCGUGCAUACAUUUUAUGUAUGGGUGGUCCCGGGGAUCGAACCCACUACCUUGGCGUUACAAGCGCUGUGCUCUACCAGCUGAGCUACAGAGGACCACAGGCCCUGUGUCGUCCAGGGUAGGGGAGGGAAUUGGCGGCAGGGAUGUAGCUCAGUUGGUAGAGCAUGGCGUUUGCAACGCCAGGGUUGUGGGUUCGAUUCCCACGGGGGGCCAGUAUGAAAAAUAUUAAAAAUAAUGUAUGCACUCACUAACUGUAAGUCGCUCUGGAUAAGAGCGUCUGCUAAAUGACUAAAAUCUAAAUGUAAAUGAGUCAACUCAACUGACAUGACAAAAAACACAUUCCAUUGCAUGAGCCACAUCAGUUAGCGUAAUUUGAAUGAACAUUCGACAUUACCAUGGCAAUCCAGCAUCAGUUAAUAGAACAUUGAAAAUUAUCAUGGAAAUUAUUGUAUCACAAUACCAGGCACUCAUUGGGAGUGUACCCAUGAGUUUACCAGUCAGAUUGCCAGGUUUAGAGCUUCCAAGCCCAUUUUAUUUGUUACAUUUCUACAGAUAGAAUAUUAUAUGCAGUGUUUUUAAGUUAUGGUUUUAUGCUGAUAUUAUGCUGCUGUUGUAGUUCCCCUAGUAGAGGACUCUCCAGCGGUGGGCUAUUUCCAGACCAAGAGGCCGAGUCACGUUGAUUUUCCACCACAGAGGAUAGCAGGUAUUUGACCUCAUCCAUAUACAGGGAUGCAAACUUGUUGCUUUUCUGCGAUAUUUGCCAUUUAAAUCUCAAAAUAGGCCAUUCAUGUGAAUCGUGUAGAUCUGAAUAAAAAAAUUUUUUUUGUGGGUCUGUUUCUCAUAUGGAAAUCGUUGACUGAGCACAGAAUGCAUCCGUACGCGUCCUACAAAAAUAAUAUCCAACAAAGAUUUCUGAGCGUGAUGUCAGAUUGGUCAUAUCAGAGUGACUUCUUUGUAGGCAGGCUCUGUCAUCUCUCCACGCCACAAACUAGGGGACUGUGCGCACUGUGAGUGAAGUGCUGAAAUACAGUGGGGCAAAAAAGUAUUUAGUCAGCCACCAAUUGUGCAAGUUCUCCCACUUAAAAAGAUGAGAGAGGCCUGUAAUUUUCAUCAUAGGUACACGUCAACUAUGACAGACAAAAUGAGGAAAAAAAAUCCAGAAAAUCACAUUGUAGGAUUUUUAAUGAAUUUAUUUGCAAAUUAUGGUGGAAAAUAAGUAUUUGGUCAAUAACAAAAGUUUCUCAAUACUUUGUUAUAUACCCUUUGUUGGCAAUGACACAGGUCAAACGUUUUCUGUAAGUCUUCACAAGGUUUUCACACACUGUUGCUGGUAUUUUGGCCCAUUCCUCCAUGCAGAUCUCCUCUAGAGCAGUGAUGUUUUGGGGCUGUCGCUGGGCAACACAGACUUUCAACUCCCUCCAAAGAUUUUCUAUGGGGUUGAGAUCUGGAGACUGGCUAGGCCAUUCCAGGACCUUGAAAUGCUUCUUACGAAGCCACUCCUUCAUUGCCCGGGCGGUGUGUUUGGGAUCAUUGUCAUGCUGAAAGACCCAGCCACGUUUCAUCUUCAAUGCCCUUGCUGAUGGAAGGAGGUUUUCACUCAAAAUCUCACGAUACGUGGCCCCAUUCAUUCUUUCCUUUACACGGAUCAGUCGACCUGGUCCCUUUGCAGAAAAACAGCCCCAAAGCAUGAUGUUUCCACCCCCAUGCUUCACAGUAGGUAUGGUGUUCUUUGUCCUCCAAACACGACGAGUUGAGUUUUUACCAAAACGUUCUAUUUUGGUUUCAUCUGACCAUAUGACAUUCUCCCAAUCCUCUUCUGGAACAUCCAAAUGCACUCUAGCAAACUUCAGACGGGCCUGGACAUGUACUGGCUUAAGCAGGGGGACACGUCUGGCACAGCAGGAUUUGAGUCCCUGGCGGCGUAGUGUGUUACUGAUGGUAGGCUUUGUUACUUUGGUCCCAGCUCUCUGCAGGUCAUUCACUAGGUCCCCCCGUGGGGUUCUGGGAUUUUUUCUCACCGUUCUUGUGAUCAUUUUGACCCCACGGGGUGAGAUCUUGCGUGGAGCCCCAGAUCAAGGGAGAUUAUCAGUGGUCUUGCAUGUCUUCCAUUUCCUAAUAAUUGCUCCCACAGUUGAUUUCUUCAAACCAAGCUGCUUACCUAUUGCAGAUUCAGUCUUCCCAGCCUGGUGCAGGUCUACAAUUUUGUUUCUGGUGUCCUUUGACAGCUCUUUGGUCUUGGCCAUAGUGGAGUUUGGAGUGUGACUGUUUGAGGUUGUGGACAGGUGUCUUUUAUACUGAUAACAAGUUCAAACAGGUGCCAUUAAUACAGGUAACGAGUGGAGGACAGAGGAGCCUCUUGAAGAAGAAGUUACAGGUCUGUGAGAGCCAGAAAUCUUGCUUGUUUGUAGGUGACCAAAUACUUAUUUUCCACCAUAAUUUGCUAAUAAAUUCAUUAAAAAUCCUACAAUGUGAUUUUCUGGAUUGUUCUUUCUCAAUUUGUCUGUCAUAGUUGACGUGUACCUAUGAUGAAAAUUACAGGCCUCUCUCAUCUUUUUAAGUGGGAGAACUUGCACAAUUGGUGGCUGACUAAAUACGUUCUUUCCCCACUGUAUAUAUAUUUUUUUGAUGUGCACAGGCAUAAAAGUUGGUCGGAUUUACCAGAAAGUCUACUAAAGUUUGACUUUGCCCUUGUUUCUUAGCUAUUUACAUCAUUUUGUUCACACGCUAGGUUAUUUUUCAAUGUUAGUUUGUGGGCAGCUGAAUAUUUGUCUCACCUAAGUGACUCAUAUUUGAGGGUACAUUGUGCCUUAUUGCGUAUGGAACACUCCAAAAACAUUUUAUUCAUGUACAUGAGCACCUAGCAAUGUAAUAGAGAUGUGAGACAGGAUUUGUGUGAACAACUUGUCAGAUGCAGGUGCAUUGAAGACUGAUGUAUUCCUGUCUGGGGAGACUGAGAUUAUCAUUACGUGUCAUGAUAAACCUUAAAGCCAGACCAAAGAGCCCAACUCCCCCCUACCCCAGGACAUUAUUUUCAAAUGUAUAAUUUGUAUUUUUUAUUCUCUGAAAAUAAGCAAAUGUUUUACCAUUUCACAUGGAUUUUUCCUGUGUUUCCGUGCAAAAAGAAAUCACAUUUUUGGGCCCUAACCAGUUUGCAUCCCUGCAUAUACAGUACCAGUCAAAAGUUUGGACACACCUACGCAUUCCAGGGUUUUUCUAUUUAAAAAACAACAACUAUUUUCUACAUUGUAGAAUAAUAGUGAGGACAUCAAAACUAUGAAAUAACACAUAUGGAAUAAUGUAGUAACCAAAAAAGUGUUAAACAAAUCAAAAUAUAUUUUAUAUUUGAGAUUCUUCAAAUAGCCACCCUUUGCCUUGAUGACAGCUUUGCACACUCUUGGCAUUCUCUCAACCAGCUUCAUGAGGUAGUCACCUGGAAUGCAUUUCAAUUAACAGUUGUGACUUGUUAAAAGUUAAUUUGUGGAAUUUCUUUCCUUCUUAAUGCGUUUGAGCCAAUCGGUUGUGUUGUGACAAGGUAGGGGGGUAUACAGAAGAUAGCCCUAUUUGGUAAAAGACCAAGUCCAUAUUUUGGCAAGAACAGCUCAAAUAAGCAAAGAGAAACGACAGUCCAUCAUUACUUUACGACAUGAAGGUCAGUCAAUACAGAACAUUUCAAGAACUUUGAAAGUUUCUUCAAGUGCAGUCGGAAAACCAUCAAGCGCUAUGAUGAAACUGGCUCUCAUGAGGACCGCCACAGGAAUGAAAGACCCAGAGUUACCUCUGCUGCAGAGGAUAAAUUCAUUUGAGUUACCAGCCUCAGAAAUUGCAGCCCAAAUAAAUGCUUCACAGAGUUCAAGUAACUGACACAUCUCAACAUCAACUGUUCAGAGGAGGCGUGAAUCAGGCCUUCAUGGUCGAAUUGCUGCAAAGAAACCACUACUAAAGGACACCAAUAAGGAGAAGAGACUUUCUUGGGCCAAGAACACCAGCAAUGGACAUUAGACCUGUGGAAAUCUGUCCUUUGGUCUGGAGUCCAAUUUGGAGAUUUUUGGUUCCAACCGCUGUGUCUUUGUGAGACGCAGAGUAGGUGAACGGAUUAUCUCUGCAUGUGUGGUUCCCAUCGUGAAGCAUGGAGGAGGAGGUGUGGGGGUGCUUUGCUGAUGACACUGUCUGUGAUUUAUUUAGAAUUCAAGGCAUACUUAACCAGCAUGGCUACCACAGCAUUCUGCAGCGAUACGCCAUCCCAUCUGGAGUGCCCUUAGUGGGAAUAUUUAUUUUAUUUAUUUAUUUUUUGUAAUUUAGCAGACGCUCUUAUCCAGAGCGACUUACAUGAGCAAUUAGGGUUAAGUGCCUUGCUUAAGGGCACAUCAACAGAUUUUUCACCUAGUCGGCUCGGGGAUUAGAACCAGCGACCUUUCGGUUACUGGCACAACGCUCUUACCCACUAAGCUACCUGCCACCCUAAUCAUUUGUUUUAAAACAGGACAAUGACCCAAAACACACCUCCAGGCUGGGUAAGGGCUAUUUGACCAAGAAGGAGAGUGAUGGAGUGCUGCAUCAGAUGAUCUGGCCUUCACAAUCACCCGACCUCAACCCAAUUGAGAUGGUUUGGGAUGAGUCGGACCGCAGAGUGAAGGAAAAGCAGCCAACAAGUGCUCAGCAUAUGUGGGAACUCCUUCAAGACUAAUAGUAAAACAUUCCAGGUGAAGCUGGUUGAGAGCAUGCCAAGAGUGUGCAAAGCUGUCAUCAAGGCAAAGGGUGGCUACUUUGAAGAAUCUAAAAUAUGAUUGUUUAACACUUUUUUUGAUCAAAUCAAAUUUUAUUUGCCACAUGCGCCGAAUACAACAGAUGCAGACAUUACAGUGAAAUGCUUACUUACAAGCCCAUAACCAACAAUGCAGUUUAAGAAUAAAAUUAAAAUAGCAAAUAAUUAAAGAGCAGCAGUAAAAUAAAAUAACAGUAGGGAGGUAAUAUACGGGGGUACCGGAACAGAGUCAAUGUGCGGGGGCACCAGUUAGUCGAGGUAAUAUGUACUUGUGGGUAGAGUUAAAGUGACUAUGAAUAAAUAAUAAACAGAGUAGCAGCAGCGUAAAAUAGUUACUACAUGAUACAAUGUAGAAAAUAGUAAAAAUAAAGAAAAACCCUUGAAUGAGUAGGUGUCCAACCGUUUGACUGGUACUGUAAGUAAUAUGCUUGUAUUUUUCACCUGAUUGAUAGAGAAAAUAUAAGCUAUUACCAAUCAUGUUAUUUGGUGAAUAGGAUUUGUAUAAUAUAGUGUUUUGAGCUGAUUCUCCAUGUUUUGAUGUCUGUUUGCAGUGAGUAACUAUUUUAGAUGUCUGAAGUUUUCUACAUUUCCAUGGUUGGCUUUGACCACAACAGACCAACACAUAUUGUCAUCCAAUGAGAGGUAGGUGUCAUCAGAACUUUGUUGAACAGACAUUUUUCUAUUUUCAGAGUGUUAAUGUUGUUUUUAAAUAUAGUUUGUCAUUGGAAUAAGCUUCAUUAUCUACUUUGCUUUUUACCAGUUCUCUAAGGAGUAACAACCACAACUUGGUGAGGACCACGUGUGAGCUCCUACGUGACGUCAUCAUGCAGGACUUCCCGGCUGAGAUAUUUCUCCAGCGGCCCAGUAUCGUGCAGGCAAGAUGACUACUAUACUUGAUACAUUUUAAUUUGUGGUUAGAAAGAACACUCAGUUCUCCUGUCCUUUUCUAGCAUGGCCAAAUAGUGCCAACCAGAUGACCAGCCACCACCCAUGGCCUGGGCCUCCACAGGGUCGAUAGGAGCAAUUAGAUGGAUUGAGUCACUGGAAUUUAGAGCCAUGACAUCAUUAGCUAGCGACAGAAGGCAGUGAAUCUGAACAGGAGACAAAUUACAGCUCCAAUAACUCAAUUCCAGGUUGUCUUUUAUUUAGUGUUGUGUUAUUUACAGCUCCUAUAUCACCCUUUCUUUUUCUUCUACUGUAUAUAUGUCAUUUAAAAUUAGUUUAUUCUGUUGUUGCUAGCGAUAUUCAUAAAAACAUUGGAAGAAACAAAAUGUUAAAUCCGUGUAUUUUAUUUUAUAUAUACACACAAACACACACAGUGCAUUCGGAAAGUAUUCAGACCCCUUCCAUUUUUCCACAUUCUAUUACAUUACAGCCUUGGAUUAAAUAAAACAUUUUCCUCAUCAAUUUACACACAAUACCCCAUAAUGACAAAGCAAAAACAGGUUUUUAGACAUUUUUGCAAAUUUAUUAAAAACCAGAAAUACCUUAUAAGUAUUCAGACCCUUUGCUAUGAGACUUGAAAUUGAGCUCAGGUGCAUCCUGUUUCCAUUGAUUGUUUCUACAACUUGAUUGGAGUCCACCUGUGGUAAAUUCAAUUGAUUGAACAUGAUUUGGAAAGGCACACACCUGUCUAUAUAAGGUCCCACAGUUGACAGUGCGUUGUCAGAGCAAAAACCAAGCCAUGAUGUGGAAGGAAUUGUCCGUAGAGCUCCGAGACAGGAUUGUGUUGAGGCACAGAUCUGCGGAAGGGUAACAAAAAUACUAUUUUCAGCAUUGAAGGACCCCAAGAACACAGUGGCCUCCAUCAUUCUUAAAUAGAAGAAGUUUGGAACCACCAAGACUCUUCCUAGAGCUUCCCAGCUCUAGGAAGCUGAGCAAACUGAGCAAUCUGGGAGAAGGGCCUUUGUCAAGGAUGUGACCAAGAACCUGAUGGUCACUCUGACAGAGCUGCAGAGUUCCUCUGUGGAGAUGUGAGAACCUUCCUGAAGGACAACCAUCUCUGCAGCCCUUCACCAAUCAGGCCUUUAUGGUAAAGUGGCCAGACGGAAGCCACUCAUCAGUAAAAGGCACAUGACAGCCCUUUUGGAGUUUGCCAAAUGGCACCUAAAGGACUCUCAGACCAUGAGAAACAAGAUUAUCUGGUCUUAUGAAACCAAGAUUGAACUCUUUGGCCUGAAUGCCAAGCGUCACGUCUGGAGGAAACCUGGCACCAUCCCUACAGUGAAGCAUAGUGGUGGCAGCAUCAUGCUGUGGGGAUGUCUUUCAGCGGCAGGGACUGGGACACUAGUCAGGAUCGAGGGAAAGAUGAACGGAGCAAAGUACAGAGAGAUCCUUGAUGAAAACCUGCUCCAGAGCGCUCAGGACUUCAGACUGUGCGAAGGUUCACCUUCCAACAGGACAAUGACCCUAAGCACACAGCCAAGAUAACGCAGUAGUGGCUUCAGGGCAAGUCUCUGAAUGUCCUUGAGUGGCCCGGACUUGAACCCGAUCGAACAUCUCUGGAGAGACCUAAAAAUAGCUGUGCAGCGACGCUCCCCAUCCAACCUGACAGAGCUUGAGAGGAUCUGCUGAGAAGAAUGGGAGAAACUCCCCAAAUACAGGUGUGCCAAGCUUGUAGCGUCAUACCCAAGAAGACUCGAGGCUGUAAUCGCUUCAGGUGCUUCAACAAAAUACUGAGUAAAGGGUCUGAAUACUUAUGUAAAUGUAAUAUUUCCAUUUUUUAUUUUUUAUAAUUUUGCAAAAAAUUAUAAAAACCUAUUUUUUAUUUUUCAUUAUGGGUUAUUGUGUGUAGGUUGAUGAGGGGAAAAAAAUAUUUAAUACAUUUUAGAAUAAGGAUGUAAAGCAAAAUCUUUUGGAAAAGGUCAAGGGGUCUGAAUACUUUCCGAAUGCACUGAAUAUUUUUGCGGACCCCCUGCAGUACCUUCGCGGACACCUAGGGGGUCAACCUUGUUAGUUACUCUGUUUUGACCAUGCCCACAUAACCUUUUUAAUGGAAGUUUGACCAUAAAACUGAUCCUAAUUCUCUGAUUUCUCCUUUGUUUCAGAACCUCCUGUCCAUCCUGAGGCUGACUCCAGGUGAGAGUGAGGCAGGCUACCUGAGACUGCAGGCAGUGGCCUGUCUACAGCAGCUGUGUGUGGGGCUGAGGAGGAGACUACGUUUCCACAGAGACCCCAGCUUCUACUCCGCAAAGCAAGGUUGGAUUACAUCUGGAUUAUUUCAUGUUUAUUUAAUCAGGAAGUCUAAAAGAGUUAAGAAUCUCAUUUUCAAGGCCGAGAUGGCUUUAUAGUUAUUACGCCUAUGCUGACUUACUUUCACUACUUUGCACAGAUUUGACUUACCGGCUUUGCAUAACAUUGUAUAAAGUUGCUCUUUUGAUUGAAAGACAACGCCUGAGCUUGGUCACAUUCAUAUUAGUCAUGCAACUUCCUUAUAAUUAUUUAUUAAUUAUUAUGAAUUAGUUGAGUAUGUGUGAUGCAGUUGACAUACCAAUUAUCACUUGGCAGCUAAAAUUAAUUUCUGCUCAGACAUUGUGUCCUGCUGUGUCUGAGUAACUCUCAGAUCAGAUCUCACUAAUGAAGAACUCUCUUGUUAUUUUCCAUAUCUAACUUCAUUGCUCAGUCAGACCUAAUCCCUUCCUUACGGAUCCCAUGGAACUUACAGUGAGGAAAAAAGUAUUUGAUCCCCUGCUGAUUUUGUACGUUUGCCCACUGACAAAGACAUGAUCAGUCUAUAAUUUUAAUGGUAGGUUUAUUUGAACAGUGAGAGACAGAAUAAAACAAAAAAAUCCUGAAAAACGCAUGUCAAAAAUUUUAUAAAUUGAUUUGCAUUUUAAUGAGGGAAAUAAGUAUUUGACCCCCUCUCAAUCAGAAAGAUAUCUGGCUCCCAGGUGUCUUUUUAUACAGGAAACCAGCUGAGAUUAGGAGCACAUUCUUAAAGGGAGUGCUCCUAAUCUCAGUUUAUUACCUGUAUAAAAGACACCUGUCCACAGAAGCAAUCAAUCAAUCAGAUUCCAAACUCUCCAACAUGGCUAAGACCAAAGAGCUCUCCAAGGAUGUCAGGGACAAGAUUGUAGACCUACUCAAGGCUGGAAUGGGCUACAAAACCAUCGCCAAGCAGCUUGGUGAGAAGGUGACAACAGUUGGUGCGUAUAUUCGCAAAUGGAAGAAACACUAAAGAACUGUCAUAGUCACCAAGAAAACAAUUGGUAACACACUACGCCGUGAAGGACUGAAAUUCUGCAGCGCCCGCAAGGUCCCCCUGCUCAAGAAAGCACAUAUACAGUGAGGGAAAAAAGUAUUUGAUCCCCUGCUGAUUUUGUACGUUUGCCCACUGACAAAGAAAUGAUCAGUCUAUAAUUUUAAUGGUAGGUUUAUUUGAACAGUGAGAGACAGAAUAACAACAAAAACAUCCAGAAAAACGCAUGUCAAAAAUGUUAUGAAUUGAUUUGCAUUUUAAUGAGAGAAAUAAGUAAUUGACCCCCUCUCAAUCAGAAAGAUUUAUGGCUCCCAGGUGUCUUUUAUACAGGUAACGAGCUGAGAUUAGGAGCACACUUUUAAAGGGAGUGCUCCUAAUCAGCUUGUUACCUGUAUAAAAGACACCUGUCCACAGAAGCAAUCAAUCAAUCAGAUUUCCAAACUCUCCACCAUGGCCAAGACCAAAGAGCUUUCCAAGGAUGUCAGGGACAAGAUUGUAGACCUACACAAGGCUGGAAUGGGCUACAAGACCAUUGCCAAGCAGCUUGGUGAGAAGGUGACAACAGUUGGUGCGAUUAUUUGCAAAUGGAAGAAACAUAAAAGAACUGUCAAUCUCCCUCGGCCUGGGGCUCCAUGCAAGAUCUCACCUCGUGGAGUUGCAAUGAUCAUGAGAACGGUAAGGAAUCAGUCCAGAACUACACGGGAGGAUCUUGUCAAUGAUCUCAAGGCAGCUGGGACCAUAGUCACCAAGAAAACAAUUGGUAACACACUACGCCGUGAAGGACUGAAAUCCUGCAGCGCCUGCAAGGUCCCCCUGCUCAAGAAAGCACAUAUACAGGCCCGUCUGAAGUUUGCCAAUGAACAUCUGAAUGAUUCAGAGGAGAACUGGGUGAAAGUGUUGUGGUCAGAUGAGACCAAAAUCGAGCUCUUUGGCAUCAACUCAACUCGCCCUGUUUGGAGGAGGAGGAAUGCUGCCUAUGACCCCAAGAACACCAUCCCCACCGUCAAACAUGGAGGUGGAAACAUUAUGCUUUGGGAGUGUUUUUCUGCUAAGGGGACAGGACAACUUCACCGCAUCAAAGGGACGAUGGACGGGGCCAUGUACCGUCACAUUUUGGGUGAGAACCUCCUUCCCUCAGCCAGGGCAUUGAAAAUGGGUCUUGGAUGGGUAUUCCAGCAUGACAAUGACCCAAAACACACGGCCAAGGCAACAAAGGAGUGGCUCAAGAAGAAGCACAUUAAGGUCCUGGAGUGGCCUAGCCAGUCUCCAGACCUUAAUCCCAUAGAAAAUCUGUGGAGGGAGCUGAAGGUUCGAGUUGCCAAAUGUCAGCCUCAAAACCUUAAUGACUUGGAGAAGAUCUGCAAAGAGGAGUGGGACAAAAUCACUCCUGAGUUGUGGGCAAACCUGGUGGCCAACUACAAGAAACGUCUGACCUCUGUGAUUGCCAACAAGGGUUUUGCCACCAAGUACUAAGUCAUGUUUUGCAGAGGGGUCAAAUACUUAUUUCCCUCAUUAAAAUGCAAAUCAAUUUAUAACAUUUUUGACAUGCGUUUUUCUGGAUGUUUUUGUUGUUAUUCUGUCUCUCACUGUUAAAAUAAACCUACCAUUAAAAUUAUAGACUGAUCAUGUCUUUGUCAGUGGGCAAACGUACAAAAUCAGCAGGGGAUCAAAUACUGUUUUCCCUUACUGUAUCUCAAGAGUAGAGGUUUUCUACUCUGGUGUCUCCAUCCAUAUUAUUGUACAACAAAGGCAAAUUCUAGGCAACUAAUGAUGAUAAUUCUCUCUCUUUCCCUCCAUCUCUCUUUCUCCUCCGUAGACCCAGUGUCCCAGAACUCGUCACUCUCCUACUCCCAGGAGGUGCGUGGAGGGGGGGCCCAGCGCUCCCUGGCCUCGUCCCCAGGAGGAGAGUGCUUUCCUCGGCCGUCUGUGGUGGGUCGCAACGGCCAAAGACCCAGAGGGGACGGACAAGAUGGGGAUGCUGCCUCCAACAGGUCUGUGUCUGUUGGUGUGGUUGUCAGUGUUGUUAUUUUUUACAAUCAGUCCGGACAUUUCUAAUUGACUCAUAUAUUUUUUACCGCUUGCCUCUCAGCAGCAGUAGCUCUCAGAGAGGUGGAGCUGCAGCUCAGGCCUCCAGGCAGACCGCCCCCUCGCCUGCAGACGCAGCCCUACUAGAGCUGCCUGAUCUGGGGGUGGAGGACGUCCUCGAGCUGCAGCUCCAGCAGCUCAGCCUGGCCCAGUUCACUCUGGCCACCAUGGAGCAUACCAUACCGCUGCUCAGAACAGGUAGGAGUGAGAGAUUGUUUGCCUGUGAGUGAGUGAGAGAUUGUUUGCCUGUGUGUUUGAACAUCUCUCUCUCCCCUCCCUCUGUGAAGGUUUUUCAGCCAACAUGAUUAAUUAACAAAAGUGUUAUUCUCUCUCCCUCUCCUCCCUCCCUCCCUCCCUCUCUCCUCCCUCCUUCCCUCCCCCCAGAUGGCGUGCGUGUGUUCCGGGGUGUGUGUGAGCUGCUUUGUGAGGCGGUGGUCCUGCUGAGAGACUGUGUGUGUGAUCUGGUCUGGGACGACACCAGCCUGAUGGGGAUGGAGCUGGCAAGUCACAACACCCCUCAGUUUUAAUAUUUGAAUAUUUACUGAUCCACUGACACAGCUAGCAGACAUUAGCUAGCAGACAUUAGCUAGCAGACGCACAGUGAAGCAAGCAGAGCACACACAUACUUAUAUAUUACACAUUUGCCACAGUGAGUGUAUAAUGAACAUGAUGUCAUUCUGCAACAUGCAUGAAAAGUGACACAUUCACUUUUCAGAUUUUUCCUCUGCAGUGUGUGUGUGCUGGGAGUUACUGAACAGUAAAUAGUUUGAAUCCUGUACUGUGCUUUGGGUCACAACAUACACACAUGCAGAUUUGACCAUGUAGAGUCAUUUGUUAUUUUUCUCCUGUUAAAAGAGGGCAUGCUUCCCUGUAGGAUAUGUAUGCUCUUGUCAAGCCAAGGCCAUCUCCUCAACUCCUCUCCCCCGGGUGGUUUAAAAGGACCCCCCAGCAGCCCAGGGUCCAAGCUGUUUUGUCAUCUUUAGCUGGAGACUAGCUUGCUGUGUCACUGUUAGACUUCUUCAGGGCUCUCCUAAGACUGUUUAGUCUGGCCUGGCAGAAAAUGGGUUUCUGCUGCCCUCUGCUGGUGUCUGUGCUAUUCUUGGCUUGUGUUUUACAGGGAGAGGGUUCAUGAUUGAUAAUAAUAAUAAUAAUAUGCCAUUUAGCAGACGCUUUUAUCCAAAGCGACUUACAGUCAUGCGUGCAUACAUUUUUGUGUAUGGGUGGUCCCGGGGAUCGAACCCACUACCUUGGCGUUACAAGCGCCGUGCUCUACCAGCUGAGCUACAGAGGACCACAUGAUUGAUUAUGAUUGGUGUUUGUGUUGUUUUCAGAGGGAGAAGCUGCAGGGCACCAUGGAGACACUGUGUGACAUCAUGGCCUAUCAUAAGAGCUGUUCCUCAGACUGUCCUGAGAGUUCAUUGGUCCAGCACAGACUCGCCUACGCAGCCACUGCCAUCUUCACCAUCAGACUGCUGCAGACCAUCCUGCCCCUGGAGAAGGUGUUUUUGUUAUUUUUUUGUCACUGUACUUGUUGAGCUGCAUUAUAGACCCUGACAAAUAAAUGGAUGACUAACCCUAACCAAACAGAUACGUUUCUCCUCUCCAGGCCAGUGAUAAUCUCCCAGAGAGUGCUGUGGCAGUCCUCUUGUCUCUGUGUCUGGACCGGCCCUUCAGCCUGGCCUAUCCCAGCAUGGCGGAGGCUGCGGUGGCCUACCUGGAGCAGGUGGACCCUGAAGGCCAUGCCCUCUACAGGAGGACCAGCCGUGCUGCUCUCUGGAUGGAGUCCACCUGCAUGUUCCUUAAGGAGACGCAGCAACAGGUACUGACAUAGGUUGACACUAUGGAGAUAGAGGAGGCUCGUUUGUAAAGGAGUAGUAGGUGCUCAACCAACGUAAUACCAGGUGCAACCAAAAACCAUGUUUUUGCUUGAAGAUAAUGUAGAUAUUACAAAAAAGACUGAGUACAAUGUUAAGGAGUUGUCUCUAUUCAUCUCUACAGGGAGAUAAGAACUGGCUCGAGUUACUGGAGCUGGCAGACCAGGCCAUAGAUGGCCUUCCAUACCACCAACACCUACCCAUCAUCAAGGAGUGCAUCCACAUCUGCUCCUACUUGUAAGAUAUCUAUUACUACUAACUCUAUUUAUGGUAGAUUGAGAAGUCACCUCUCUGUAAGAUAAAUACUGCUCAUAACUAAUUUGAUGAAUGUAUUCAUUGGUUGUAUCAUCAGGUGGAAGUUUGAGCAGGCCAGUCCUCUGCUUCAGACAGAGAGCCAGAGGGUUCUACUGAAGCUUCUGUCCCAUCCCCUCCUCCCUGUCAAGACUGACACCUACACCUGCACUCUCAAUGUAGUCAAGGUGAGGUCAACCCAUAGAGAUCUAUACAAUAUGUACGGUAAUCUGGUAAUGCUGGCACUUAACAGAUGUUUGGUAGGACAACAAUAUCAUAACAUUCCUAAUGCUUUUAACCUUUCACCUCUUCAUGUGAGGUCAUCUGGUAAGAAUGUUGUUCACCUUUGACCCCUUAGGAGUGUCUGGGGGUUCAGAAUGUGGUCAAGCCUGUGUCGUCAGUCUGUAGUGGGGUUCACUUCCUCCUUCACCCCAAAGUCCUCUACGAGAUCAGCACAUUCGGACUCCAGGACCCAGCUGGGAAGGUAGUGUGUGUGUGUGCGCGCGCAUGUGUGUGUUUAGUGACAAAUCAAUCUGCUUCUCAAUAGUUUGUAUAAGGUCAUAUCAAAUGUUGACAAUGUGUAGAUGUUGUUCUAGACAUAUAGCACUGAACCACUUUUAAAAGGUCAUUAUUGCAAAACACAAUUUCUUCUCAAUGGCUAAAUGAAGGAUAAAUAGACAAGAAACAGUUGGGUGGCUCGUGAAAGAGAUGUAUUGUUAUACUGCCUGCUGUGGGUUCAGGAGUUGAUGUGUGAUCUAUAGGUGAACUCUGCUGCCAAGGAUAUUCUGCUCUUCCUGCUGAAGGGCCAAUUAAUGAUGACAGCAUCAACAUGGGACAGGUUCAACCAGGCACUUUACCCAGUCAUCCCCAUAUUACAGGUACUGUACCCACACCACACACACUCAAUGGCUGGCAUACACUGGUUAUAAACAUUGACAGCUCAUGAAGGGAAAUAAAAUGUGAACCUUUUAUGUAGUACUUUGGGGGGGAAAGCGUCUGUUAUUUUCUAAACAAGUGCAAUCAAAGUCAAAUUUCUGCUUCCUCCGAGUACAAGCACCAAAUGGAGCUGCUGCCAAGCAAUAUUUUGUUAUCUGCACAUUUGCAUAUUCUGUGAUAUUGUAACUUUUUUUGCAACAAAAAACAAGCUUUUUAUUAAACGUUGGGGUUUGAAGCAACAGAAAUCCAGACAAUUGAACAUGAAUAUGCAUGGGAUCUUGACAAGGUCGUCAAGUUUGAUUUAAUUUGCAGCCAUUCGUCUCUGAGCCUGUCACGUCAAUAGAAACCAGAUGAAAUGUUCUCUAAUCACAGUGAUGCAUAUUUAUUUACUGUUGUGCUCAGCUGGAAUUCCCAGACCUUACUGUGUGUGUGUGUGUGUGUGUGUGUGUGUGUGUGUGUGUGUGUGUGUGUGUGUGUGUGUGUGUGUGUGUGUGUGUGUGUGUGUGUAGAGUUACGCAGGCACAGAGGAUGCGCUGGGAAACUGUGUUCUUCUGAUAAGUGAAGUGUCAAACGAGGUGAGAGACGGCGUGUUUCCAAACACAGCCAAGUUGAGAGCUGCACUACGACUACUCUUUACUAAGGAGCCGGAGUAAGUGAGUGUGUCUGUGUGGUAGGGGACUGUUUCUGUGUGUUUGUGUGUGUUAGGGCUGCACGAUUAAUCACAUUUUAAUCGAAAUUGCAAUAUUUCAAUUCGCAAUAUCCAUAUUUCAGGCUGCAAUAUUGUGAAAUGCCAUUUAGCUGUCUGUAACGCCCAUUUUUAAAACUUUUGAUUUAUUUCUUGAGUUGACGGAGUUCUCUCUCCGUCUCUCCUUUUUUGUCCGCUUCCCAACCCCACACACACCAAGCCCUGACCCCUGUCACUCAAGCAUGCAGUUCCUUGUGCUCGAGAUUCUCUCUGCAUGCAUUGACCAAACAACAGCAUGCAGUCAACAGAUUUUUCCAAACAAGAACAAGACAGCUUUCCACUUUGCAUCCUAAUAUAAAUCUGCAUUAUACUAUUAUUUUGUGUAACUUAAUCUCUGCAAAACGCUAGUUAGUUGAUGUGCCCCAAAAAAUGUGUGUUAGCCCCCUAAUGCUAAUUGUUGGCUAACUAACUCCACUGAGAUGUAGCACAUUUUUGCUCUAAUACAGGGCGGUACCAGUGGUGGAGUAUAUCAGCAUUGUUUGUGCAACAUCUUGGAAAACACGAAGAAUAUUCUAAAGUCUUUCUCUGAAUGUGCCUAUCUAUUUCAAUCUAAUUAGGGUCCCAUGGGAAACACUUACCAACACUUUGGUUCCUACUUUGUCACAGCCAUCUCCUCCCUUACUUUUUCAUUUGUUGUCAUGCCAAACAAAACUGCAUUCCAAGUGCCCACUGUAUUCCAACCAUACGUUUAGAAUGAUCAUUCUAUUUCUAUGAUUCCAACAGUUUACCGAAGUGUUUUGAUCUUUAUCGCAAGUAAAAUUGCAAUAUCUGGUACAAAAAAUGCGCAAUUUGAUUAUUUGCCCAUAUUGUGCAGCCCUAGUGUUUUGGGAAUGGGAUGAUUUGUGUGUGUGUGCGUGCACGCCAGAGAAUGUGAGCGGAGUUGAGCUCCAUGUCCUUUCCAACCGCUCCACUAAAAACCGCUCUGCAUUCACAAAAUAAAAUAAAAAAUGCUGCUCCAAAUUCGCUCCGUUCAUUAAAAUCACAGUUGAACCAAAACCCACCUAUUUUUGUGACUACCUGGACCUACCAUAUGGUUUUUAAAUACUGAAACCAAACCAUAUGAUUUGAAUGAAAAGUAUUUGAAUUAACAUGAAAAGGUGAACGUAAGAAGCAUACAUACAUUCAAAUAGGCUAGAUGUCAUAUUAAACAGCAUAUAAACACUCUAAAUAGGUCAGGAGCCAGACAGGGAGGUUAAGAAGGAACGUAAAUACAUUAUUUAGGCUAUAUUAUUUCAAGGCUAUAGCCUACGAAGAGUAUGAGACAAUAGGCUGGUAAGGACAUAAAGCCCUCAGCAUUUAAACAACAUUUCAUUAUAUUAAAUCAUUAUAGUCUAUAAAUUGCACAUAUAGGCUGUGACUUACUUAUAAUUAAAUACAAAUUAAAUGAAGGAUGACUUUUAUUAGUGCCUUUUGAAUUCAUUUUUUGAAUUCAUUUUGAGAAACACGAGUUUUGGCCAGUCUGUGGCUUCAUGCUCAUGCAAGAGCAGGCCAGCAGUGGAGAAUAUCUUCUCCACCCCUGCAGAGCCACUGGGGAUGUUAAACACCCUUUUGGCCCCUCUUGCCAGGCUGGGCAGAGAUGCAGAUUUUUAUUUUUUAUUUUUCUAUAGUUAGGUCUAAAGGUUUUAAGGGAAAAUAACCUAAUCAAAAUGGAAAUCUCCUUGAAUGUGGGAAUAUGCCAGACCUAUUGGGCCAAAAUCAAUUAUGGCCUAUAGAUAAUAUAAAAACAUGAACAAAACGUUUAAGAGAGCAGAUUUGUAGUUUAUAAAUACUUUGCUACAAUGACACACUUUAGUUAUCUGCCUACCUCAUUGUUUUCUGUUAGCAUGUGCGAAUAGUAAGUACACCAUCAUGCUUUCAGGAUACGUGUCUUUUCAGAUUCCACAAUCAUUCUUUAGUUGUGGACACUACAUCACCACACUCCCUCUAUUGCUCUUAGUCCUCAUCUUUGUAAGUCACCUUGAUUUUGCACCUGUGUGUUCUAUCAGUUUCUUUAUGAAAAUAUUUAGCGAACUCCACGACAGUAGCUAAAGCAAGGGGAUGUAGCAGCACACAAGUAGACUACAAAUGCAUGCUGGGCCUGGCAUGCCCUGAGCUCGUGAAGUGAGCGCUUCUGGAGCGAAAUAAAUUGGAGCUCCUAGCUCUGCUCCGCUCACAUACUCUGGUGCACGCGUGUGUGAGAGGAAAAAGGCAAAUUUGUCUGAGUGUGUGUCUUUGUACUUUUGAAGCUGUCGACUGAAUUUGACAUUGACUCUUGAGGGCGUUGUAAAACCAGACAACUGUUUCAGUGUUUAGGUAUUCUGCUGUCCAACACUGUGUGUUGAUGUUGAUGGGCAUAUUAACGCUGUCACCUGUUAUUAGCUGAUGGAGUCAUCAACUCUGUCUCUGGCUGGGGGCUCUUUGUAAUGGUAAUGGGAGACAGCUAUCUUCUCCACACAGUCCCUGUCUGUCUGUACUGCUGUUGUAUGAAUAUGUACAUCUACUCUCUUUCUGUAUUGCACUGUGUAUUCAGUUAUCUCAGAGUGUUGUAUGGCAGAUGUAUUAGUUGUAUAUGAAAGUCCUGUAUCUUUGACUGAUUCAUAGACACAGACCGAACAAACAGACAGAAAAGACAGAGAGUGAUUAUUUGAAUGCUUGAUCAGUGUUUCCCCUCUAUGCAUUUAGCAGCGGCGCACCACUGAUUUUGUUAAAAUGUUUGAGUCACUCAGAUGGCAUACGAACACGGCGUAAGCCAUGGCAAAAUGUGUAGAAUUGCAGAAAACUAGCUUACAAACUGUCAAAUGUUCUUUCCACCCCAUGGCAAAAUAUGUAGAAAUUAGCUUUGAAACUGCAAUUUUUCUCUCAGCCAUUUGACAAAAUGUGUAGAAUUGCAGGAAAUUACUUGGCCACCGCUGCUAUAAAAAAUCCCAGGUAAAACACUUAUAUACACUACCGGUCAAAAGUUUUAGAACACCUACUCAUUCAAGGGUUUUCCUUUAUUAUUACUAUUUCCUACAUUGUAGAAUACUAUGAAAUAACACAUAUGGAAUCAUGUAGUAACCAAAAAAGUGUUAAACAAAUCAAAAUAUAUUUUAUAUUUGAGAUUCUUCAAAUAGCCACCCUUUGCCUUGAUGACAGCUUUGCACACUCUUGGCAUUCUCUCAAUCAGCUUCACCUGGAAUGCUUUUCCAACAGUCUUGAAGGAGUUCCCACAUAUGCAGAGCACUUGUUGGCUGCUUUUCCUUCACUGUGGUCUGACUCAUCCCAAACCAUCUCAAUUUGGUUGAGGCUGGGGGAUUGUGGAGGCCAGGUCAUCUGAUGCAGCACUCCAUCAAUCUCCUUCUUGGUAAAAUAGCCCUUACACAGCUUGGAGGUGUGCUGGGUCAUUGCCCUGUUGAAAAAAACAAAUCAUAGUCCCACUAAGCCCAAACCAGAUGGGAUGGUGUAUCACUGCAGAAUGCUAUGGUAGCCAUGCUGGUUAAGUUUGCCUUGAAUUCUAAAUAAAUUACAGACGGGGUCACCAGCAAAGCACCCCCACACCAUAACACCACCUCCUCCAUGCUUUACGGUGGGAAAUACACAUGCAGUGAUCAUCCGUUCACCCACACCGCGUCUCACAAACACACAGCGGUUGGAACUAAAAAUCUCAAAUUUGGACUCCAGACCAAAGGACACAUUUCCACCGGUCUAAUGUCCAUUGCUCGUGUUUCUUGGCCCAAGCAAGUCUCUUCUUCUUAUUGGUGUCCUUUAGUAGUGGUUUCUUUGCAGCAAUUCGACCAUGAAGGCCUGAUUCACACAGUCCCCUCUGAACAGUUGAUGUUGAGAUGUGUCGGUUACUUGAACUCUGUGAAGCAUUGAUUUGGGCUGCAAUUUCUGAGGCUGUUAACUCUAAUUAACUUAUCCUCUGCAGCAGAGGUAACUCUGGGUCUUCCUUUCCUGUGGCGGUCCUCAUGAGAGCCAGUUUCAUCAUAGCGCUUGAUGGUUUUUGCGACUGCACUUAAAGAAACUUUCAAAGUUCUUGAAAUGUUCCGUAUUGACUGACCUUCAUGUCUUAAAGUAAUGAUUGACUGUCAUUUCUCUUUGCGUAUUUGAGCUGUUCUUGCCGUAAUAUGGACUUGGUCUUUUACCAAAUAGAGCUAUCUUCUGUAUACCCCCCUAUCUUGUCACAACACAACUGAUAGGCUCAAAUGCAUUAAGAAGGAAAGAAAUUCCACAAAUUAACUUUUAACAAGUCACACCUGUUAAUUGAAAUGCAUUCCAGGUGACUACCUCAUGAAGCUGGUUGAGAGAAUGCCAAGAGUGUGCAAAGCUGUCAUCAAAGCAAAGGGUGGCUAUUUGAAGAAUCUCAAAUAGAACAUAUAUUUUGAUUUGUUUAACACUUUUUUUGCUUGCUACAUGAUUCCAUAUGUGUUAUUUCAUAGUUUUGAUGUCUUCAAUAUUAUUCUACAAUGUAGAAAAUAGUAAAAAUAAAGAAUAACCCUUGAAUGAGUAGGUCUUCUAAAACUUUUGACCAGUAGUGUAUAUAUCGAUUGAUUAAUAGGUUGAUUGAUUGAUGACCUACAGUCCCAUACCUCUGAGUAUUUGGUGUGAUUGCAGGGUCCGAGCUGCAGCGGUCCAACACCUUCUACCCCACCUGACCAGUGUAGAAGGGGCUACCACAGCCAGACCAGCCCUGGAGGGUCCUGUCCUCUCCUCUCUCCCCUCCCUCUUCUGUCUCACCAACGCACUGGACAUCAACCUGGACAGCAGCAACAGGUCCUUCCUCAAGGUAUGGCUAGACGGGCAGAGACAUACAGACAACGUUUGCCUUCCUCCUGUUCAAGUAAAGAGGUAUGGUUAUGUGACAGACUAUACCCUAAUGCCGGGUGUACACUACACGACUUUCAAAAUCUUAACAUCGCUGAGCCUCUCACAUUUUUUUUUAUUUUUUUAUUUCACCUUUAUUUAACCAGGUAAGCCAGUUGAGAACAAGUUCUCAUUUACAACUGCGACCUGGCCAAGAUAAAGCAAAGCAGUGCGAUAAAAACAACACAGAGUUACAUAUGGGGUAAAAAACAUAAAGUCAAAAAUACAACAGAAAAUAUAUAUACAGUGUGUGCAAAUGUAGCAAGUUAUGGAGGUAAGGCAAUAAAUAGGCUAUAGUGCAAAAUAAUUACAAUAGUAUUAACACUGGAAUGCUAGAUGUGCAAGAGAUUAUGUGCAAAUAGAGAUACUGGGGUGCAAAAGAGCAAAAUAAAUAACAAUAUAGGGAUGAGGUAGUUGGGUGGGCUAAUUUCAGAUGGGCUGUGUACAGGUGCCGUGAUCGGUAAGGUGCUCUGACAACUGAUGCUUAAAGUUAGUGAGGGAGAUAAGAGUCUCCAGCUUCAGAGAUUUUUGCAAUUCGUUCCAGUCGUUGGCAGCAGAGAACUGGAAGGAAUGGUGGCCAAAGGAGGUGUUGGCUUUGGGAAUGACCAGUGAGAUAUACCUGCUGGAGCGCAGACUACGGGUGGGUGCUGCUAUGGUGACCAAUGAGCUAAGAUAAGGCGGGGAUUUACCUAUCAGUGAUUUAUAGAUGGCCUGGAGCCAGUGGGUUUGACGACGAACAUGUAGUGAGGACCAGCCAACAAGAGCGUACAGGUCACAGUGGUGGGUAGCGUAUGGGGCUUUGGAGACAAAACGGAUGGCACUGUGAUAGACUACAUCCAAUUUGCUGAGUAGAGUGUUGGAGGCUAUUUUGUAAAUGACAUCGCCGAAGUCAAGGAUCGGUAGGAUAGCCAGUUUUACGAGGGCAUGUUUGGCAGCAUGAGUGAAGGAGGCUUUGUUGCGAAAUAGGAAGCCGAUUCUAGAUUUAAACCACCGUCUUUCCUGUAGUUUCUUUUGUCUUGCCGACGUAGUGGUGCGCAAACUAAACGAUCUGACAGACACACUACAACAUUAUUCACUUAGUCUUAAGGAUUCUCCAUACCAACACGCUGUCUCACGAAAACAAUGUGAUUAGAUCAUGCACGUGCACAGAUAGGGCUCUACCUGUACAGAGCACAUGCCCUUUUGCCCUUCUAGUCUCCAAAGUGCCCUUUUGGGUGAUGGUAUCAUUUCCCCCAAAAUUUUUAUUUUAUUUUUAAAGACCCCCAAAAAGUGUCAUUGUUGUUCGGAACCCACUGCCUGCAAGUCGUCGUCAAGUUCGCCACCACCCACCCCGUCCAUUGAUUGCGCCUGUUGAUCUGCCCUGUACCGAGCUCAAGCGCCCGGUUGUGCCUUUUUCCCAGUCUGCCCUGUACGGAGAUUGCACGUGCCCAGUAUCCAAACAUGUAUGGCUUGAGAGAUGUGGUCACCGGUCGAGUGUGUGUAGCUAGCUACCUAGUUUAAAUAUAAACAGUACUGCCACAGCAGCAUAACAUUUGAUUAACACUUGAUAACUCUUGAUUUAGCCUAUAUCAUCAAUAUUUUGGUCUGGUUGGCUGAUACGCACAGCAGAGAGAGGCAGAAAGAUGGAGGAAAAUCGCAAUCAAUAAAAGAAAUUGAGCUAGCUAACUAGCAGAUUUACAUCAAUCAACAUCAAUGAUCAGCUGAUAGCCCAGCGUCUUUUCUGAUGUCUUAAGGCGGCACUGUAACUACACUAAAAGUAUGUGGACACCUGCUCGUCAAACAUCUCAUUCCAAAAUCAUGGGCAUUAAUAUGGAGUUGGUCCUCCAUUUGCUGCUGUAACAGCCUCCACUCUUCUGGGAAGGCUUUCCACUAGAUGUUGGAACAUUGCUGUGGGGACUUGCUUCCAUUCAGCCACAAGAGCAUUAGUGAGGUCGGGCACUGAUAUUGGGCGAUUAGGCCUGGCUCGCAGUCGGUGUUCCAAUUCAUCCCAAAGGUGUUCAAUGGGGUUGAGGUCAGGGCUCUGUGCAGGCCAGUCAAGUUCUUCCACACCGAUCUAGACAAACCAUUUAUGUAUGGACCUCGCUUUGUGCACAGGGUAUUGUUAUGCUGAAACAGGAAAGGGCCUUCCCCAAACUGUUACCACAAAGUUGGAAGCACAGAAUCGUCUAGAAAGUUAUUGCAUGCUUUAGCGUUAAGAUUUCCCUUCACUGGAACUUAGGGGCCUAGCCCGAACCAUGAAAAACAGCCCCAUACCAUUAUUCCUCCUCCACCAAACUUUACAGUUGGCACUAUGCAUUGGGGCAGGUAGCGUUCUCCUGGCAUCCGCCAAACCCAGAUCCGUCGGACUGCCAGAUGGUGAAGUGUGAUUCAUCACUCCAGAGAACGCGUUUCCACUGCUCCAGUCCAAUGGUGGCGAGCUUUACACCACUCCAGCUGACGCUUGGCAUUGUGCAUGGUGAUCUUAGGCUUGUGUGUGGCUGCUCUGCCAUGGAAACCCAUUUCAUGAAGCUCCCGACUAACAGUUCUUGUGCUGAUGUUUCUUCCAGAGGCAGUUUGGAACUCUGUAAUGUGUGUUGCAACGGAGGACAGACGAUUUUUAUGCGCUUCAGCACUCUGCGGUUCCGUUCUGUGAGCUUGUGUGGUCUACCACUUUGCACCUGAGCCGUUGUUACUCCUAGACGUUUCUGCUUCACAAUAACAGCACUUACAGUUGACCGGGGCAGCUCUAGCAGGGCAGAAAUUUAACGAACUGACUUGUUGGAAAGGUGGUAUCCUAUGACAGUGCCACGUUGAAAGUCACUGAACUCUUCAGUGAGGCCAUUCUACUGCCAAUGUUUGUCUAUGGAGAUUGCGUGGCUGUGUGUUUGAUUUUAUACACCUGUCAGCAAUGGGUGUGGCUGAAAUAGCAGAAUCUACUCAUUUGAUGGGGUGUCCACAUACUUUCGUAUAUAGUAUAGCUAGUUUACAAUUUGUGAUGAGUGAGUGUUGUUGUGUGGUGAAGAUGUGGCACGUCUCUCUCCAAGAAUACGCACUGACCCCAUGCACUCAUUGUUUCUUUUUGUAAAUCGGUUGUAAAUGUUGAUCAAUUCCCCACUGUAUAUCACAUAUAUAUAUAUAUAUAUAUAUAUAUAUAUAUAUAUAUAUAUAUAUAUAUAUAUAUAUAUAUAUAUAUAUAUAUUUAGUCUUGAUGUUACCGUUAAUCCCCUCAAUUCACCAAGUAAUCUAGAAUGUUUGGUUACGGUCGUUUCUGUUCAUUCAGACAAUAUAGUAUUACAUUUGUACCGUUCUCAUUCUAAAAGUGGAAACGUUGUUUGGAGAGCUAAAAAACGGUUCAACACAUGAUAAAGAUGCUUUGGUUUAUUUCAUUCUAUUUACCAGUUUUGUCAAUUUCUUCAUUGUCUUUAUUUGGAGAGCAUGUGUCAGGUUUCUCUGUGUUGCUGUUUCAACAUGCAUAGAUGUACCUGGCCUGUACUCCACAUAGGUGUGGCUUCUUGUAUAUAAGUGCUGUUUGGGUAUGUUUCAGCAGGUCACUUUUGGUUAACAAUGGGAGGCAGUAUCUGAGCCUGCUAGACACCACCUGUGCCUUGUAUGUUUAGUACAGGUUUUGCCUGAUAAGAGGCUUUUUCUUUUGAAUAGAACAUUUGAAGUCUAGAACUUUGUAAAUACAUAUAAUUGUACAUUUAUCACCACCAUGUCCAGCGCUGUGUAAAUAAAUUCAACCACCAUGUAUACCUCUACCUGCCUGCCUUUGUCCUUACGACUGCUACAAGGUCCCUAUUUUACAUGUUGCAUAAAUAAAUAGGCCUAUGCAAAAAAAAAAAAAAAACUUUUUGCUAUAGAGGCAUUUAGUGUGUCAUUAAUUUCGAGAUGCAAAUUAUGAAAGUAUUUUUAUUUUUAUUUUUUUUUAUGCCCUUUUUUCAUUUUGAGCACAUGCCCCCUGAAAGGUCUGUGCACGGCCCUGGAUUAGAUUGUUAACGUAGCUAGAACGAGCUGUGGCUCGAAACAGGCUCAUAAACAUUUUCAGUCAGUCAUUCACGCUUACCAUACAGAGUUGAAAUAUCUAGCCAUCAUUUUGAGUUAACUAACAUUGCUUGUGAACUUCAAAGCUGUAACAAUUUGACGCUUUGGUUAAAGGCAAGUCCAAACGCAUACUAGUAGUAGUCAUCGCUCCUGCUCCAGAGUCUACACAUUCUGGGUCAUGUGAUAUAACGUCAUCUCACUGGCUUCUUUGGCAAACUGUCAUUGGCUAUUGCUGAUCACCGUUCUCAAAACUUGUCGUUGCAAAUCUCACACUACAAGAGCAUUGCAGAUUUUGUGCCGAUAAAAUCAAAUAUGUUGGAAAAUAUCGGGAUGUCUGGGACUGAUCAAAGACGGGAUCGGUAGCCCUCAGAUGGCGUCUCUGACUCGCUCACAUUAAACGAGUAGGCAACGACAUGGGGAUUUUCUUUCCGAUCUCAAAAACGUGUCUGGGACAGCUAAAUUGGGGCCAAAAUCAUUUAGUGUACACCCAGGUUAAGUUGUUCUUACUGUUACAGUCGUUUAUGUCUUUAUAACCGUAGGUGGAGUCUGUGGAGAAGCUGUUCAGCAUCUUGACCUCUGACACUGUUGACCUGACCCUCAGGAGGUCAGCAGCAGAACAACUGGCCGUCGUCCUACAGGGUGAAGUAGCGCUUCAUAUCCUCCACACGAUGCUUUUAGGAUUAUCAAGGGAUAUGUAGAUCAAAAAUGUUUUGGGGAAAAUGGCAUAACACUAGCCAUAACUCUAAAAGAUCAUAUGAACAUCAAAAUGGUUUGGAAAGAACAUAUUAACUUACAAGAAUAACUUUUUGCAGAAGAAAAUGUAUGAAAAUAUAAACAUUUUGUGCAAAUAGUCACACCAAAGAAAAGCUUGGUGUGUUUUUCCAAAGGCAUAUGCCUCUACCCACCACCAUAUGUUUAGGAUAAAUAAUAGAAGUAACUUGAGAAAGGAAAUGCAUGCAAAUUCCAUGUAUUCUUAGGGUCUAGCAUUGUUAUGCAGCCAUUUGUACUAUUGAUAGGCCUAUUGUUAAUUUAUUACUUUCAAUCUAUUUUCUCCACAGAAACGGCAAUGCACCCAGUGUUGAAGAGUCUUGGUGUAGCAGAUAAAGUGAUCUGCCUCAUCACAGAGAGUGUGAACGACCACAUGAAGGUGAAAAGACCUCGCAGAUCAUCUUGAAUAUGAAUGUGUUUGUCUGUGUUCGCUGUGUUAACACGUGUGUGUGUGUGUGUGUGUUCUUCCUCCAGAGCAUGGACUGCCUGUUGGAGCCAUGUGUGUGUAUCCUGAGAAAGCUGGUGUAUGCAGACCCCUCCCUGAGGCACCUUCUGGCUGAGAAGACCCCCCUCCUCAUCACUCUGCUCAGGAGUACGUUCACAACACAACUCAUUUAGCAACCAUCACAGUCCAAUGCUAUCACACUGCUCUGAGUGAUGUUCACACACAUCUCAUUCACUCGGUCACAGCUGAACUCAUUUCGUUAAACAGCUGAGGGAUACGUUCACAUGACAACUCAGUGAGUAACGUUUGAACAGUUUAACACUGCCCUGGAGCUCAGUUGGUAGAGCAUGGCGCUUGCAACGCCAGGGUUGUGGGUCCGAUUCCCACGGGGGGGCCAGUAUGAAAAACGUAUGCACUCACUAACUGUAAGUCACUCUGGAUAAGAGCGUCUGCUAAAUGACUAAAAUGUAAAUGUAAUUCAAUAAAUGCAUUACGUUGUACAGUUUAGAGGUAUGUUCACAGGACCUAGACGUUCACAUUGGUAACCACAUUCUGUUGCACCACUCAAAAAGGCCUUCACAAGGUUAAACAAUCACACAGCUAAACCCUCACUGGAAUCAACUUUUUUCGCCCGAGAUUUGUUUUUCAAACAGUCACAAAGUUGACUGUACAUUCACCACCGCUAAUCACUGAAUGUUUUCUAAUUGUUUGUUUAUCCUGUUAGCUUCAUUGCUUGUCAAGGAGAACAAAGGGGAUGUUAGUGAGGUGGCUGUGUUGAUGUGUCUGCUGCUCUUUGAUGAGAUUGCCACAAUAGAAGUGUGGUAAGUGUUCUUCCCUCUCUCAUCUCGAUAUAUGGCUUGUUUUUGUCAACUGAAUUAAUUUGUUUGCUUUGGAUUUUAGCACUAUUCUACAGAGCAAAGAUGUGGUUACGUCAUUUUAUUGUUUUACCUAAUCAGGUCGGACAAAUCCAGCUCCGACGUGGCUCUCUCACCAUUUUCUCUCCCAGUGUCUGUCAUACGAAGGUAAUGAAGUAGCCUGACUUGAUAAUCACCAAUAUUUACUUUUUCUAUUGAUGUCAGUCUGUCUAUUUACAUGUAACACUAUUCAUAUCUAGUAACUUCAUCAUCUGCUCUCUCCUUCCCUCCUCUCUCUCUCUCUCUCUCUCUCUCUCUCUCUCCCCCUCUAUCUCCUUCCUCUCCCUCUCCCUCCCCAGGUACAGCCUACCGUUCCAGGCUGCGUCCCAUCACGCGGUGAGCCCCUACUGCUCCGUCCUGCCCCCCUACUCUGACCUCCUCUCCCUGACCCCCGCCAAGGAGACCCUGCAGCUGGCCUGGAACACUGCAUGGCAUUCUGGGAUAGAUAACCUCUUGGAGGAACUCCGUGGGAUCCGCAGUGAUGUCGCCGAGUAAGUGAUGUCAUCACAUGUUGCGCCUUAUGUACCUCGGAUGUCAAGUUUGUUUUUGUUUACUUUUUUGUUUACCUUCAUUUUACCAAGGAAGUUAAUUGAGAUUGUUUACUAUCUACAAUGCUUACUAGAACGUUCUGGGGAAGCGUUGCAGACAGUUUGUGUUGGACUGUUAAAGAGCUGAGGCGUCUGUGAUUCAUCGGUCUUCAUCUAGCUGUCAUGUAACUUAAUGCAGACAACAAAUAAGGAAGCCUCACCGUUCCUGUUUUAACUGAACUAAUCACACCAGAGAUAUAAAACGAAACAAUGGAUCAAUUCAGGUGUCACUAUCCUGCACUAAGCUAUCACUGUCUUAAUGCAGACUGGCAUCAAAGUAAAUUGGAGAGAAAAAUAUAUACCCAGCUCAUUAGCAUUCUCUAACCAAACAAAAUCACAUGCUCAUCUAAAGUGGAACAACACAUGGCACGGACCCAGAUUAAGCCUUUGUCCUGAACUAAACAGCAAGGAGUUCACGAGUGUGUGCAACUGCCCCAUUGUGUGUAUGUUUAUUAACAUUUUUAUUUAGAUGAACCUUUGCGUCUUCGUCUGGUUAGAAGAUCUUCGGAGUACUACAGUACUUUUUCAAUGAAACUUCAAGGUGCUUAGUGUUGUUUAGAUACUGUAGUUAGCUUGAAUCAGUCAGUCCUGAGGGGGUAUCCUACGAAGCCAGCUAGAUCUACUCAGUUAGCUUCACAUUCCAGCUCAGGCUUUAUCCGUACUACGACGGUGGAUAUUGCUCGUCCGUAACUGCGCGUGCAUGUCGCACGUGGCUAGUCGAAUGCCGAACUCGUCAAUGAGACAAUGCUGAAAUCAAAAUGAAAGAAAAGGUGUCUUGCAAAUUCAGUAGGCUGUGGUGUGAAAUAGGCUUUUAGAAGUGCUGUCUUUAUUUUAUUACUUAUCGUUAAUGCCGUCUUUGGUGUGCUUAUCAAUGUACAAGCACCUUUUUUCCCCACUCCUAUCGAUACUUUUGUAUGACUUAAUAAUUUUGACAAAAUUAGGACUACAUUGCGUGAAGUUUAAAAUGCAUUCUGUCAUUAUGGGUAAUGUUAUAUAUUUUAACAUUACUAUAUUUUAACACACCAAAAAACUUUUGAUGAAUAAAAUAUUUAAUCAGUCGUCUUCCUCAAAUGAAGGGGAUGAUGAGGCAAUCUUUGCAAGAGGGAGGGAAUCUGAUUUCAUUGGUCCUCAACUCACGGCUGUAAUUUCAUUCAGGGCAAGUGGAGUUAGCCGUCCCUGGAGCAGGUUAGUUCUGAAGGAUUCGUUGCCAUAGAAAUGUACCUGGCUAAAAGGUGAGCCACUUUUGUAUGACCGGUUAUCCCGAGUUGAACUCAGAGUUGAUCAAAGUUACCUCGCUAACUCCUCAAACCUGCUUCGUAGGAUACCCCUCUGGUUCUCAGGUGUAAACCAGGCUGCCACACAGCCUUUUAGUGAUGAGUCACGCAGUACUACCCACAAUCCCCUGCUGUCCCAGACACAGGAAGUGUGGAUUGACAAGACACGUCUGGAAAACGGCUGAUCAAAAGUCCCUGGGAACAGAAUGAGGUAAUCGCUGUGCUGCCUGGGUGAUCGGGCUCUUAUGUGACACCCCUGUCACCGUAGAAAUAGAACUUCUGAUUCAACACAGAGUCAGAAUCAGAAAGACUCAAUUAUUACAACUGUAUUUUUCCACGCCACAUUCUACUCUCCCCUUCGACUCUUUCCCAGGUGGUUUCUUAACGAGAAUGUGCUCACUCAUUCUCAUCACAGCCAAAAAUAAAAGGUCAAGAUAACAUAACUAGGCCCGAGUUUUUCCUGGUCCGGUCACAUGGACAAGAUUUUUUUGAUUGAGUAGUACUAUAUUGACCCUGAAGGGGAACUUUGAUUGUUUGCUGAAAAAAUAACAAAUACUGUCUUGUUUUCCUCUAGUUUCCACGGUGAUCUGAGCCUGUCAGAGUCGCAGGUUCUGUCGCUACGGGCAACACACCUCCCCAGCGGCCUUCAGGACUGCGUCGAGGACAUCGUCAUGGCAGCAGGCCACGCCUCUGUGACCUCUGCACUCUCCAGGCUCCGCCUCCACCUGCUGAUUGACAGGCUGGCCAUCACAGGCACUCACACACACAGGUGCAGGGACACACUCCGUUCCCUCACCUGGCAGCCCGCCAUAGCAAGGUACACACACACACUAAAAGACCAUCUAUACUGAACAAAAAUAUAAAUGCAACAUGCAAUAAUUUCAAAGAUUUUACUGAGUUAAGGUUCAUAUAAGGAAAUCUGUCAAAUAAAUACAUUCAUUAGACCCUCAUCUAUGGAUUUCACAUGACUGGGAAUACAGAUAUUAAUCUGUUGGUCACAGAUAACAAAAAAAAUAAGAAACGGGCGUGGAUCAGAAAACCAGUCUAUAUCUGGUGUGACCACAAUUUGCCUCAUGCAGCGCGAAACAUCUCCUUCGCAUAGAGUUGAUCAGGCUGUUGAUUGUGGCCUUUGGAAUGUUGUCCCACUCCUCUUCAAUGGCUGUGCUAAGUUGCUUGAUAUUGGUGGGAACUGGAACACGCUGUCGUGCACGUUGAUCCAGAGCAUCCCAAACAUGCUCAAUGGGUGACAUGUCUGGUGAGUAUACAGGCCAUGCAAUAACUGGGACAUUUUCAGCUUCCAGGAAUUGUGUACAGAUCCUUGCAACAUGAGGCCAUGCAUAAUAAUGCGUAAACAUGAGGUGAUGGCGGGGGAUGAAUGGCACAGCAAUGGGCCUCAGGAUCUCAUCACGGUAUCUCUGCAUUCAAAUUGCCAUUGAUAAAAUGCAAUUGUGUUCGUUGUCCGUAGCUUAUACCUGCUCAUAUCCUAACCCCACCGCCACCAUGGGGCACUCUGUUCACAACGUUGACAUAAGCAAACCGCUCACCCACACGACGCCAUACACGUGGUCUGCGAAUGUGAGGCUGGUUGAACGUACUGCCAAAUUCUCUAAAAUGGCGUUGGAGGUGGCAUACAGUGCUAUGAAAAAGUAUUUGCCCCCUUUCUAAUAUGCAACACGCAAUUCCCCUUUGUGAAAAAGUAAUUGCCCCCUUACACUCAAUAACUGGUUGUGCCACCUUUAGCUGCAAUGACUCCAACCAAAUGCUUCCUGUAGUUGUUGAUCAGUCUCUCACGUCGCUGUGGAGGAAUUUUGGCCCACUCUUCCAUGCAGAAUUGCUUUAACUCAGUGACGUGUGGGUUUUCAAACAUGAACUGCUCGUUUCAAGUCCUGCCACAACAUCUCAAUUGGGAUUAGGUCUGGACUUUGACUAGGCCAUUACAAAACGUCCAAUUUGUUGCUUUUUAGCAUUUUUCAUGUAGACUUGAUUGUGUGUUUUGGAUCAUUGUCUUGCUGCAUGACCCAGCUGCGCUUCAGCUUCAGCUCACAGACAGAUGGUCUGACAUUCUCCUGUAGAAUUCUCUGAUACAGAGCAGAAUUCAUGGUUCCUUCUAUUAAGGCAAGUCGUCCAGGUCCUGAGGCAGCAAAGCAUCCCCAAACCAUCACACCACCACCACCAUACUUGACCUUUGGUAUGAUGUUCUUACUGUGGAAUGCAGUGUUUGGUUUUCGCCAGGCAUAAUUGGACCCAUCUCGUCCAAAAAGUUGACUCAAGUUUGCCAAAAAGCACCUGGAUGAUCAUCAAGACUCUUGGAAGAACUUUCUAUGGACAGAUGAUUCAAAAGUAUAACUUUUUGGACGAGAUGGUUCCAGUAAUGCCUGGCGAAAACCAAACUCUGCAUUCCACAGUAAGAACAUCAUACCAAAGGUCAAGCAUGGUGGUAGUGGUGUGAUGGUUUGGGGAUGCUUUGCUGCCUCAGGACCUGGACGACUUGCCUUAAUAGAAGGAACCAUGAAUUCUGCUCUGUAUCAGAGAAUUCUACAGGAGAAUGUCAGACCAUCCGUCUGUGAGCUGAAGCUGAAGCGCAGCUGGGUCAUGCAGCAAGUCAAUGAUCCAAAACACACAAUCAAGUCUACAUGAAAAUUGCUAAAAAGCAACAAAUUGGAAGUUUUGGAAUGGCCUAGUCAAAGUCCAGAACUAAUCCCAAUUGAGAUGUUGUGGCAGGACUUGAAACAAGCAGUUCAUGUUUGAAAACCCACACGUCACUGAGUUAAAGCAGUUCUGCAUGGAAGAGUGGGCCAAAAUUCCUCCACAGCGAUGUGAGAGACUGAUCAACAACUACAGAAAGCAUUUGGUUGGAGUCAUUGCAGCUAAAGGUGGCACAACCAGUUAUUGAGUGUAAGGGGGCAAUUACUUUUUCAAACAGGGGAAUUAUUGGGUGUUGCAUAACUUUGUUUAUGAAAUAAAUAUGUAAUUGUUGUGUUAUUUGUUCACUUAUCUUCCCUUUAUCUAAUAUUAGGUUUUGGUUGAAGAUCUGAUAACAUUCAGUAUCACAAAUAUGCAAAAGUAGAGAAAAUUAGAAAGGGGGCAAAUACUUGUAUGGUAGAGAAAUGAACAUAAAAUUCUCUAGCAACAGCUCUGGUGGACAUUUCUGCAGUCAGCAUGCCAAUUACACGCUCCCUUAAAACUUGAGACAUCUGUGGCGUUGUGUGACAAAACUGCACAUUUUAGUGACCUUUUAUUGUUCCCAGCACAAGGUGCACCGGUGUAAUGAUCAUACUGUUUAAUCAGCUUCUUGAUAGGCCACACCUGUCAGAUGGAUUGAUUAUCUUGGCAAAGCAGAAAUGCUCACUAACAGGGAUGUAAACAAAUUUGUGCACAGAAUUUGAGAGAAAUAAGCUUUUUGUGCAUAUGGAACAUUUCUGGGAUCUUUUAUUUCAGCUCAUCAAACAUGGGACCAACAAUUUACAUGUUGCGUUUGAUAUUUUUCUUCAUUGUAAUUUUGCAAUAACUUAAUCCUUUAUUUUGUAUUAUUCAAUGCUGCACUUUCAGCAGCUUUACUGUACUCAUCAUUUCUACAGGUCAGUUGUAUGUCCACCAAAAUUCAAGAUCUGAACAAUAGUCUCCAUGAUUCUGUCUCCCUGAUUCUGUCUCCCUCUCUCUGUCUGUAGGUUUGUGCAGGUGCGUCCAGCGUGUGUGGAGGAUGAGUGGUUGCUGAUGGACGUUAUACUGUUCCUGAGUGCCUACUUCAAACAGAGCCAUUUAGAGACCGAGGACACGGACCUACGCUGGAUACUGGAGCUACUCCUCAAACAG